This is a messenger RNA of Perca fluviatilis (European perch), 3117 nucleotides long. RefSeq names its product nuclear FMR1 interacting protein 2 (gene nufip2). The coding region runs from base 180 to 2099 and encodes 639 amino acids. The record is from RefSeq and is a predicted model, not a curated record. The transcript is spliced from 4 exons. NCBI's taxonomy places the organism in Eukaryota, Metazoa, Chordata, Actinopteri, Perciformes, Percidae. Gene Ontology annotation, molecular function: RNA binding. Gene Ontology annotation, cellular component: cytoplasmic stress granule; nucleoplasm.
UAGUAGACACGGAAUUUAGUGCUGGUGAUCACCCGAAACAGUGCCAUUUUUAGACGUUUACUGCUGACGUUUACAGAGGCUUCAAACAGCUUCCGUUUACACUGGUAGUGAUUGGACUGUCCUGCACUUACCCCGUGAGCUAACAUAUUGGGUGAACAAGUCCGACAAUCUACACUUCAAUGGAGGAACAGCCCAAAGAUCGGGCACAAGAAAGGCAAUAUCACCACCACGGAGAAGACAAACACUCUAUUCAACAUACAACUUGUCUAAAACAUGAUCAGAGCCACUUCCAGCGCCAGCAUCAGGAAACGCAGACGAAGAAAACAGGUUGGGCCAUCCGGAAAAGCAAUAAAAAAGUAAACAUCAGUGAGGAGGAGGUUGAGAAGAAUCCACAUCUAUCUGAUACUGUUGGUAUGUCGCAUCCCCCCAACAGCAAUGGUAACCGACACACAAGUAAUGCAAAUGUGAAGCAGAAGUCCACACAAAAGCUUUACACGACUGUUCAAAAAGUGAGCAGCAAAGGCUUGGACCAUAAGAAAAAUAUGGACCUUAAACAUGACAAGGAAAAGGCUCUGGAUUUGAAUUAUCAUGAGGGCCCACUUUUGGAUAAGAAAGACUCAAUGUUGCUUCAAAAUGGUGUUGUAAACUGUGGCUUAAUUACAAAUGGCUAUUCUAGCAAGGACAAUGAUGGCAGCGGCUCCGAAGGUGGAUAUACUACUCCGAAGAAACGCAAGGCCAGAUGCAACAACGGCAAGAACACUGAUUAUGGGAUAAGAGAAAAGGAGAAAGACAUGCAGCAGGGCAACACUACACAAGAGCAUGGUGCUUUUAUUCUUGACACAACUGAGAAGGGAGUGACUUCUAGACUUGAUGGCGUUAGAGUUGCCCAUAAAGUAGAUGCUCAGUCAGCGGCUAGACGGGCUGUUGCGUCAGAGGCUUCAAUGGGGAAAAACUCUGAUGGCAAAACAGUUGGCCCCUUUGGUAAAAAGACUGAGGAAAGGCACAAAGCCAAGCUUUCCUCACCUUCAAAAGAAGACUCAUGGACUUUGUUCAAGCCCCCUCCUGUAUUUCCUGUGGACAAUAGCAGUGCAAAAAUUGUUCCCAAGAUCAGUUAUGCAAGUAAAGUAAAAGAGAACCUCAACAAAGUAGCUCAAGGUGGAGGAGAGGCACUGCCGCCUCCUGUUAGACUGUCACAGGUCCCUAUGUCGGCUAUGAAAACUAUCACCUCAGCUAGCUUUACUAAUGGCCCUGUUUCUGGAAACGGAAACAACUGCGCAUCAGUGGGUACCUUCUUUGCUCCUGCUGCUAGUAGUAUUCAAACAGCCCCAUCUAUCCCAAGUGGCGAGAAUGUAGCAUCUCCUUUGGAAAGUAACUGUAGCUCUACAACCAGUCCUGUAGAUGAAGCAUAUGAGCUUAGAAAGUGUACUCUUUUAAUUUACCCUUUAAAUAUGCAACCUGUGCUCCCUAGUGCUCGUCACCUUGACCCCCCGGCUGCUCAGACAAAUCAGAAAGCCUUGGGAGAUAUCUUCCAGAAUCAGUGGGGGCUUUCUUUCAUCAAUGAGCCCAACUUGGGACCAGAAGGAGGGGGUGGCCAGGUGCCUGCAGAGGACAAGUCUACUGUGGUCACGCCUCAAAGCGAGUGUCAGGCUGUUGCAGCCAAGGCUGCCCAGCCCUGCUUUGAUGUAAGCCCAUCAUUCUUAGAGCCUGGCACUUUGGCUCAAGACCCUGAGAAAAGGACUUGUGCCCCUUGCAAUAUGUCUAAUACAUGUUCUCCUGCUUGUUUGAUGAGUGAGGAGGAGAACAAGCUGCAACCAUGUGGCCAGGAAAAGACAAAAGUUGAGGCCAAGGGUGCAGGUUCUGCUGUGUUGGCCCCCAGUAAAGACAACGGUGCUAAGCCUGGACAGGGCCAGCUAACCACUGUGCUGUUUGGCUCAUCUACACAACAGGCCCACUCUAAAGACAUUGGCAGAAGGUCCUUUGAUAUUAAAGCUGCUGUCACUUAUCACACUAAAGAAAUGGAAUUCAUUUUCAACUUGCAAAAACAAGAUCCAAAAAGAGUAGUGGUUUAUGAUGAGACCAAGGAUGGACCUGAUCAGUGAGGUAGAUGGGCUACAGUACUUCUCUUCUGAGUGCUGCAAUGAUCUACCUUGGGAAUCAUAAAUCCUGUUGGACAGAUAAAGUGACAACUGUGAAAACAUUGAUAGAUUAGCAUGACAGAUAUUCCUUGGAAUCUCCGGUGGAAUAACAGACUUCUUUCGGGGGCAUCAGACAAACACGCACACACUCCGGAGGGACGUUAAAGGAGUUGAUCUGUGCCUCUCCAACACGAUAAAUGGAACUUUGGAGCUGUGGUAGUUGUUUGUCUCAUGGCUCUUGAAGUAAGAUGUUCAGGAGUUCAACAAAGGAAGGUGUCAUGGAUUGCACCUCCCUUAGCCUUUAUCCUGUUGAACUGCGGCAGCCGUCAGUCUGACAAUGGGAUGCCUCAGUCAUUUUCUUUCUUCGCGCAUUCAAAUGAGUUCAUUGGAUAUGUUAGACGUUAUACAUACACAUCCGUGUGCAAGCUUGAAUUCAUUGUGGAAGAAAGGAGAACACACUUUGCAAAGAAUGCCUUGGAAGUUAUGGAAUUAAGAUCGUUAAAGAGUUGAACUGUAAUUUAAGUGGAAGCUCAUAGGUGAGGCCCCAUCCAGGAAGGGAAAACCUUGUCUUAAGUCCUUUAGGGAAAAUCAGAGCCCAGAAAUUAAACACUUGCUUUUUUUCUUUUAUACUGUUUUGUCUGCCCUAACGUGAUGAGUGUUAUCUGCACUGCAGUUUGACCCCAGAGCACAGGUACAGAAGUGCCCAAUUUAAAGAAAAGCGACGCCCCUUCAUUUCAUUGUUUUACAGGUGUAUUCAAGAUUUUAAAAUCAGGUCUCCGUUAAAGGCAAAAGCUUUUCAUCUUAAAGCUUUUAAUACAUUUCAUUCAGAUUGUUAUGUCAGUGCAGACUAUUCUUAAAUUCUGAUUCAUAUAAACCCUCUAGUAUAUGAAUCCUGAUUUUAGGAAUUAACUGAGUGACUCAUUAAGAGGCAUUGCUACCGAUAAGGUCUUCUGCGAUUUGUGCUAUUUGUUCAGCAGCAAGA